Molecule: messenger RNA, 680 nt
Organism: Fimicolochytrium jonesii
Lineage: Eukaryota; Fungi; Chytridiomycota; Chytridiomycetes; Spizellomycetales; Powellomycetaceae
Exons: 2
Coding region: 79-540 (153 amino acids)
Source: RefSeq, a predicted model, not a curated record
CCCACAUGGUCUUUUGAAGCCGGGGGCGAGGAGGAAGUUCGCCGGGCUUCACGCGAGGAUAACGGGCGCCUUUUUGGCAUGAAUGGCGUCGAGGCGAUGUUUGGGGAUGGGGAUGGGGAUGGGGAUGGGCGCAUUCGACGUGGACAUGUCGUCGUGCGUACGCUUGCGGCGCGCCCUAGCCAGAGCGAUCGCGGCGUGGUGGCGUUCUACAAGCCUUUCCCGUUUUCUUUCGAGGGCGGCGAUAAGGGCAGCCUGGUUGUCUCGCUCAAUAGAGGCGACGACCUGCUCGGCGUGAGAGAGAUGCUCUUCCCAUUCCGCAAUUUCAUCGGCUGUGGGGUUUGCGGGAAGGCUCGGAAUGCGGCGAGGGAUGCGACGCUCGCGCUCACGGGGUUGAGCGUCGUUUCCCUCUUGGUUGUCGGUUGUCUCCUCAUGUUGGAAUUCACGCUGAGAAUGUUGGAAUUCACGCUGAGAACGGUGUGUUGCGAGGCGUUGUCGUCCAUGGUGAUGAUAAUGCCGCGGGCGAAAACACAGGUGUGGUAGGUCUGUGUCGAGAAUGAUUGAAAUUAGGUCGAUGUUGUGCAGAAUCAGAGUGCAAUGUCGUGAACAGAGAGUGCGCUUAGCCUGUUUUUGUUCCAAGAUCUGUGCGCUCGAGUGAAAAAGAGAUAAGGGAAAGGGAGCUA